This is a messenger RNA of Callorhinchus milii (elephant shark), 4228 nucleotides long. RefSeq names its product cilia and flagella associated protein 70 (gene cfap70). NCBI's taxonomy places the organism in Eukaryota, Metazoa, Chordata, Chondrichthyes, Chimaeriformes, Callorhinchidae. The record is from RefSeq and is a predicted model, not a curated record. Gene Ontology annotation, cellular component: motile cilium; extracellular exosome. Gene Ontology annotation, biological process: cilium movement; cilium assembly. Gene Ontology annotation, molecular function: protein binding. Bases 110 to 3574 code for a protein of 1154 amino acids. The transcript has 29 exons.
CCCCCUCCCCCCCCACCGCAGCUCGAAGACCCUCACAUCCGGACCGCAAUAGGGCAGGUUUCUUCAUCACUGUAAAUACUCUGAUAAGUUCCUAUCAAUCGGUAAAUCCAUGGAGAGUGUUGAGCCAGAGAUCAAGAUUCGCCCCCCAGUGCCUGUGCAUAUCACUGUGCUAAAAGGCAGUUUCCUGAAAGGAAACAAAGGAGAUAAUCCAAUAACUUAUAUCCAUGCGGAGUACAACAACCUUCAGCUUGGAGAUUCUGGAAAAGUACCGAUGACAUUAGAUACUGAAGUGGAAUACAACUUCACGACCAGCUUUGACUGCACAUUCGAGGGGAAUGCUGGUUUGGAGGAUUUAGUGCAUAAACCAGUGAUUUUGACUGUUAUUGAGAUUUUACCCAAAGAAAAGAAGAAAAGAGAAGAAAAGACAAUUGUUCUUGGUCAGGCCAUUGUGGAUCUAAUCCCUCUCUUGCAAGGAGAAUCCACAUUUAGGAAGACCAUUCAAGUGCACCCAGUAGUUGGUUCCCCUCUGGACCAUAUUGCACCAGACGCACCCAAGCCUAUUCUGGAGGUUCUCGUGUCUGUGCCAGAGCCCCUACUUACUGAGUCUCAGGUUAAAGGGAGUAAUUUGCUAAGGACCACCGUGGAGUCUAUCUACUCAGUACCAGAAGCCUGGACCACCACUGGCACACACUUCAGUUAUUUUGUCAUUCUACAUGUGCCAGCUGCGUUGGAGAAAGAAAUCCGUGUGGUGUUUUCCCAUGGGAUUCUGAAGGUUCCUGGUGAAAAAGAAUCCACUCCCAGACUGAAGAAAUGGCCAAUUAUCAACCUCUCUGCGGCGGGAGCUCAGUACAUCCCAGAUUCUUUCAUUCAGCCUUGUCCUUAUGAGAAUGAGGAUGGGGAACUCAACCAGAAACAGCACUGGGCAUUUCGAACAGAGGCAGAGAAUGAGAAGAAACGUGUGGCAUGGGACCUAGAGAAGCGCUGUUUUAUGGAGCAAGAUGCUUUGGUUCGCAUGCAGAAGCAAAUGGCUGAAUCCCGCUACUGGCCUGUAGAAAUAAAACGUGUACCAAUAAGCACUGCGGCAAAGGGAGGAGCAAAAUCCAGUAAAAUGGAUAAGGCAGAGGAUGAUGGGCCUAUCUCCUACCAUGGAGUAGCGUAUGUAAAUAUGGCUCCUUUGUUGUAUCCAGGCGCGAAUCGGAUACGAGGAGCAUACCCAAUUGUGCCUUUCUACGAGGCAGAAAUAUUUGAAAAGACGAAACUAAGGUUGAAUACAGUCCGGGAACCCCUGGCACCUGUGGCCAAGAUAGCACCAGUUUCUCACCCUCCACAUACUAAAGGAACCCCCGGUAAGACAAAGGAUGAAAAGGGACAAAAGGAAAAGGACUUGAAAAAAAACUCAGCGAAUGUCAAGGUUGUUACCCCUAUUUUGGAGACUGUAGAUGUGGAGCCCGUACCACAGAAUAUUGAAGGAGAACAAUAUGUGGAAGCCAGGUCAUUCAUUGUGCUGGAGUUUGUUCUGGACAAACCGCUGGUGCAGAAACGACCCCCUGAGGAAGUGUCUCAAAGGAUCUCAGAGAUGAUUCCUCCUCGAGCUCCAUUCCCACGUCGAACAGGUGGAGCAGAAAAGGCUGUUGAAGACUACCACAGUCAGAUAUUGAGUGUGGCUGGGAUCAUCAUGAAUGAAUACCAGGAUAUGUUUGGAAGCCACAAACCAGAGGACAAAGCCUCAUUUGAUGGGUACGAUCGGGAGGAACACAAACAAAAACUUAUGUAUGAGCUGAAUGCUUCAGGAAAAUACUUUGCCUUCAAGGAACAGAUAAAGCAUGCAGUUGUGAAGAUUGUGCGGGAAAAGUACUUGAAAACGGUGGCCUUUGAGGACAGAGAGCAGCUUCAGUCUUUCCUCAGCGAGCUGUAUGUGUACCUGGUGGAUCAGAUGCACUGUUGUCUGCACAAGAUGCUGCAUGUGGAACUUCCAGACCCAGUCCCACAAUCUAUUAUUGACAGCAUGCACUUAAAACACUUUGCUAAUGAAGCUGAAAUGAAUAACGACUUUGAAUUAGCAGCUAAAUACUUAGAAGAGCGAUUAGCACGUGACCGGAACAGUCCUGACCACUGGUUUGACUAUGGUGUCUUUUAUCUCGUGAUAAAUGAGAAUGGCAAGGCAGAGGAGUGCUUUCAUCAGGCUGUGGCUUUAAACCAGCAACAUCUACCGAGCCUGAUCCUGUGCGGUGUUAUUUCAUCAAUGAAUCAGCAAUAUGAAAAUGCUGAGACCUUCUUUCAGAAAGCCACAUAUGCUGAUCCAAAAAGUGUGCUGGCUUGGACAAUGCAAGGAUUAUUCUAUGAAAGUCAGGACAAUGCAAUUUUAUCAGAAAUGGCUUUCUUCGAGGCAAAGAAGCAACAUCAAGCAGCUCAAAUGCUGCUCAGGUCUCUAAAUGCAACAUUGGACAUAAAGGAACCAGAGACAUCAUUUGGAGUUGAUAGACCCUACGACAGAGCUUCUCACGAUGGCAGUUUUCCUGGAAGUGAAACUGGGACCCGAACCUCCAGCAUUGCAUCUUCCAAACCCUCUGGUGAUGGUAAAAUAGGGAAAAUUGGAGGAUCCAAAAGUUCAAAAACCGGUUCAGGCGGUAAAGGCAGGCAGAAUUCUGUAAAAUCUGGAUCCAACAGCAAAUUAAUUUCUGAUAGCAAAUUGAACGUUGGAGGAUCUGGCUCAGUCACACGUAUGCGCGCUAAGUCAGUCUCCUCCAGUGGUGGAUCGAAAAAAAAGAUGAGUUCUAUAAAAGAAAUACCAAAGAUCCUUGAAGAGAUCACAACUGUAGGGUCAACAGGGAGCCCAGGAAAACCAUCAGAAAGAGAGCCUACACCAGGACCCACAACUAGCAUCUUCUUGAAAACAUCUGAGUUCUUACUCAACAGUAAUGCCCUGGAGUUUGUACCGAGAGCCAUGUCACAUGAGUUGCUGGACGCUGACGGCGGACCGAGCUAUCAAUAUAACCUGCUUCUGGCUCAGUUCUACGUGCUGCGGCAGGAAUUUGAAAAAGCUGAACAUUGCCUGCAGGAAGCAGCCCGAUUCAAUCACCAGAAUCCAGACAUAUGGGCUCUAAUGGGACAUGUACAUUAUUUGAGCCACAAUUACACCAAGGCCAAGGAAUUUUAUGAGCGUACUUUAUCUUAUGCUAAAGAUGCAAUAGACAUGCACACCACCUGCCUGAGACUCGGGGCCAUUUACCUUGAAGAAAACAGGACUGAUUCGUUUAAAAAAGCCAAAUCCGCCUACCUCUUGGCCUGCAAGAGAACACCGUCCUGUUUGUCAUGGCUAGGAUUUGGGAUAGCUUCCUAUCGGCUUUCUGAACUGAGAGAUGCUGAAGAUGCUCUUGCUGAAGCAAAUAUUCUGUGUAACAGCAAUUCAGAAGUCUGGGGCUACCUCACAUUGGUGUGCUUAAAGACCGGAAGAAAACUGGAAGCAGAGCAAUCUUACAAAUAUGCAAUAAAGUUAAACCUUCAAAAUCAGCAGCUGCUUGAUGAGAUUCACCACUUCCAACAAAUGACUGGCUUUGGAAACCCUGAAUUCUGAAACCUCUGCGAGCGACCCUUCUCAGCCUUGGGCUGUGUUCUAUCAGCAUUGUUGGAGAGUCUUCAGGUUUCAUUUUAUUUCUAAUUAUUUUUAUUAUAUCAACUUAAAUGGCUUUCUCUCCAAUAUUAACAGUUGUUCAAGGUAUAAUCCAAAUGUUAAGUAACAUUAUCCAAUACCUAAUUAUAUUAUUGUUUCAUGAUAUAAAAGCAGAAUAAAAAAUGUUUUUUUGAAAACUUUCUUGCUUACAAUGUUUAUGAAGCUCGAUGUCAUGGUGGACACCAACUUCUGCCGGGUCCUGAUUGACAAUAAAUUGCAUAGUGCUUGGUAGCAGUGAGUAAAGUAAACCAGAGGCUAGGUUGUAUUAAGGGGGCAAUAUUGAGCUGAAUUAUUGGGGUAAUCCUGCCACUUUAUAAAUCAGUGUUGCGACCGCAUUUGGAAUUCUGUGUGCAAUUCUGGUCUCUGCAGUACGAAAAGGAUAUUGCAGCGAUUGAGAGGAGUACAGAGGAGGGCAACCAAAAUGAUUGAGGGGAUGGAGGGACUGGACUAUGAGGAGCUAUUAGGUAAACUGGGCAUUUUCAUGCUGGAGCAGGUUAAGGGGUGAUAUGAUUAUGGUCUUUAAGUUUCUAAGGGGACUAGAUAAUGUAGACCAUGAUA